This is a messenger RNA of Diceros bicornis minor, 5023 nucleotides long. It is a transcript of the gene TNK2, whose product is annotated as tyrosine kinase non receptor 2. Gene Ontology annotation, biological process: negative regulation of epidermal growth factor receptor signaling pathway; signal transduction; regulation of keratinocyte differentiation. The coding region runs from base 952 to 4242 and encodes 1096 amino acids. Gene Ontology annotation, molecular function: protein binding; protein serine/threonine/tyrosine kinase activity; ATP binding. Gene Ontology annotation, cellular component: extrinsic component of cytoplasmic side of plasma membrane. NCBI's taxonomy places the organism in Eukaryota, Metazoa, Chordata, Mammalia, Perissodactyla, Rhinocerotidae. The transcript is spliced from 17 exons. The record is from RefSeq and is a predicted model, not a curated record.
GCUGCUUAGCUUUGAGGGUGCCACCGGCCUCUUUUUUCUGGGCCCAGAGGUCACUCACUGGUGGCCCUUUGGCUGAUUGUGGCCUGCACAUGUGUUCUGUUUGGGCAGCACAUCGCGCGUGUGUGUGCAGUUCAGACAUGAAUUUGUCGACAUAGUUAAAAAGUCGAGAGAAAGAUACAACGUUAAGUGAAAACAAGGAACGGAAUGGUGUGGGUAACGUGUGAAUAUUUGUGUGGGGGAAAGGCAAAGUCUGCAACGAUUAAGAGUCGUUAAUGGCAGCGGGCUCUGGGGAUGGGGAGCUAGGUGGCUGUGCAGUGAGGGAGGGAAUGAGACUUUAUGGUUCCUGUGUGCCUUUUGAAUAUUUUACCAUGUGCAUAUAUUACCUUUACAAAAAAAUUUUUAAUGGCACAAUUUCACAUAUACAUUCAGAUUUCUGGUAUUUCUUGAAAAAAUUGAAAGCUUUGACGACACUGGGCCACAGUCUGUUAUGAAAGCUAUUGACGGGAGCUGAGCAGUGCUGCCUCUUUGAGCCCCCACCCUCCUUCUUGUCUUCCCCUCACCGUGGUUCUGGUGGCGCUCGAGUGGCAGCCUGUGAAGUGGUCUUUGGAUUGGGGAGAGGCUCUGGUGGUGUCAGGCUUUGGGAGGAACUUAGCUAGAGCUCAUCUAGUCCAAGCUCUUUCUGUGGGGUCCGUCAGGUCUGGGGAGCCCAUGGAUGGGUCUCAAGGGAUGGUGUAUCCACUGCGCACCCCCCCCCCAAUUUUUCAUUAAAACUUUAUGAGUGAGAAUGUGUAUAUUUUCCUGGAGACACAAUCGAUCGUUUUCAUCAGAUUCUCAAAGGACUUGUGACCAUAGGAGAGUUUCAGAGCCCAUGGAGAACCUGAGAACAGAGGGGUUGAUCUCAGGUCACUGGGCCAUGGACCACAGAAUUUGAGGAGGCUGGGGAGCAGCAGCAUGCAGCCGGAGGAGGGCACAGGCUGGCUGCUGGAGCUGCUGUCCGAGGUGCAACUGCAACAGUACUUCCUGCGGCUUCGCGACGACCUCAACGUCACCCGCCUGUCCCACUUUGAGUAUGUCAAGAAUGAGGACCUGGAGAAGAUUGGCAUGGGCCGGCCUGGCCAGCGGCGGCUGUGGGAGGCUGUGAAGAGGAGAAAGGCCAUGUGCAAACGCAAGUCCUGGAUGAGUAAGGUGUUCAGUGGAAAGCGGUUGGAGGCUGAGUUCCCCCCUCAUCACUCUCAGAGCACCUUCCGGAAGACCUCGCCCACCCCAGGGGGCCCAACAGGGGAGGGGCCCCUGCAGAGCCUCACCUGCCUCAUUGGGGAGAAGGACCUGCAUCUCUUCGAGAAACUGGGAGAUGGCUCCUUUGGCGUGGUGCGCAGGGGCGAGUGGGACGCCCCCUCGGGGAAGACGGUGAGUGUGGCUGUGAAGUGCCUGAAGCCUGAUGUGCUGAGCCAGCCAGAGGCCAUGGACGACUUCAUCCGGGAGGUCAAUGCCAUGCACUCGCUUGACCAUCGAAACCUCAUUCGCCUCUAUGGUGUGGUGCUCACGCCACCCAUGAAGAUGGUAACAGAGCUGGCGCCUCUGGGAUCUUUGUUGGACCGGCUGCGUAAGCACCAGGGCCACUUCCUCCUGGGUACUCUGAGCCGCUACGCUGUGCAGGUGGCUGAGGGCAUGGGCUACCUGGAGUCCAAGCGCUUUAUUCACCGUGACCUGGCUGCCCGCAAUCUGCUCUUGGCUACCCGCGACCUGGUCAAGAUUGGGGACUUCGGGCUGAUGAGAGCACUCCCCCAGAAUGAUGACCACUACGUCAUGCAGGAGCAUCGCAAGGUGCCCUUUGCCUGGUGUGCCCCCGAGAGCCUGAAGACACGCACCUUCUCCCAUGCCAGCGACACCUGGAUGUUUGGGGUAACGUUGUGGGAGAUGUUCACCUAUGGCCAGGAGCCCUGGAUUGGCCUCAAUGGCAGUCAGAUCCUGCAUAAGAUUGACAAGGAGGGGGAGCGUCUGCCCCGGCCUGAGGACUGCCCCCAGGACAUCUACAAUGUCAUGGUCCAGUGCUGGGCUCACAAGCCAGAGGACAGACCCACGUUUGUCGCCUUGCGGGACUUCCUGCUGGAGGCCCAGCCCACUGACAUGCGGGCUCUUCAGGACUUUGAGGAACCAGACAAGCUGCACAUCCAGAUGAAUGACGUCAUCACCGUCAUCGAGGGGAGGGCUGAGAAUUACUGGUGGCGUGGGCAGAACACGCGGACACUGUGUGUGGGGCCCUUCCCUCGCAAUGUGGUGACCUCUGUGGCCGGCCUGUCGGCCCAGGACAUCAGCCAGCCGCUGCAGAAUAGCUUCAUCCACACAGGGCAUGGCGACAGCGACCCCCGCCACUGCUGGGGCUUCCCCGACAAGAUCGACGAACUGUAUCUGGGAAACCCCAUGGACCCUCCCGACCUGCUGAGCGUGGAACUGAGCGCCUCCCAAUCCGCCCAGCAUCUGGGAAGGGUGAAAACCAAAACCACCCCACGGGCUUCAUCUUGGCCAGGAGCCUCAUCCAUCUCCCGGAUCCUGGGCCUGUCGUUCCGGAACACGGUUUUCCCAUCCUGCCGCCCCAUUGCUUCCCAUUGCUGUUGGGUUUGGGAGCCUCCACCUCGCCCACCUCAGCCUGCCAUCUUCACUCAGAAACCAACCUACGACCCAGUGAGUGAGGAGCAAGACCUCCUGUCCAGCGACUUCAAGAGGCUGGGCCUGCGGAAGCCAGGCCUGCCCCGCGGGCUGUGGCUGGCGAAGCCCUCGGCCCGGGUGCCGGGCACCAAGGCAGGCCGCGGCAGCGGUGAGGUGACGCUCAUUGACUUCGGCGAGGAGCCCGUGGUCCCAGCCCCGCGGCCCUGUGCGCCCUCGCUGGCACAGCUGGCAAUGGAUGCCUGCUCCCUGCUGGACAAGACUCCGCCUCAGAGCCCCACACGGGCACUGCCCCGGCCUCUGCAUCCCACGCCUGUGGUGGACUGGGAUGCACGCCCACUGCCCCCGCCUCCAGCCUACGACGAUGUGGCCCAAGAUGAGGAUGACUUUGAGGUCUGCUCCAUCAACAGCACCCUGGUGGAUGCAGGGGUCUCUGCUGGGCCCAGCCAGGGCGAGACCAACUACGCCUUUGUGCCCGAGCAGGCACGGCUCCUCGCUCCCCUGGAGGACAACCUGUUCCUCCCGACCCAGGGUGGGAGCAAGCCGCCCGACUCGGCUCAGACCGCAGAGAUCUUCCAGGCACUACAGCAGGAGUGCAUGCAGCAGCUGCAGGUCCCGGCUGGCUUGCUGGUCCCCUCGCCCAGCCCGCCAGGCGAUGACAAGCCCCAGGUGCCCCCCCGGGUGCCCAUCCCCCCGAGGCCCACACGCCCACGUGGUGAGCUGUCUCCAGCCCCCUCAGGCGAGGAGGAGAUGGGGCGAUGGCCUGGACCUGCCUCCCCUCCCCGGGUGCCUCCCCGGGAGCCCUUAUCCCCUCAAGGCUCGAGGACCCCCAGCCCCCUGGUGCCACCUGGUAGCUCCCCGCUGCCACCCCGGCUCUCAAGCUCACCCGGGAAGACCAUGCCCACCACUCAGAGCUUCGCCUCGGACCCCAAGUAUGCCACCCCCCAGGUGAUCCAGGCCCCUGGCCCACGAGCUGGUCCCUGCAUCCUGCCCAUCGUCCGCGAUGGCAAGAAGGUCAGCAAUACCCACUACUACCUGCUGCCUGAGCGCCCCCCCUAUCUGGAGCGCUACCAGCGCUUCCUGCGUGAGACCCAGAGCCCUGAAGAGCCAGCCCCCCUGCCUGUGCCCUUGCUGCUGCCUCCACCCAGCACCCCAGCCCCUGCCGCCCCCACUGCUACUGUUCGACCGAUGCCACAGGCUGCCCCAGACCCCAAGGCCAACUUCUCCACCAACAACAGCAACCCAGGGACCCGGCCACCACCCCUGAGGGCCACCACUCGGCUGCCACAGAGGGGCUGCCCUGGGGACGGGCCAGAGGCUGGACGGCCAGCAGAUAAGAUCCAGAUGCUGCAGGCCAUGGUGCAUGGGGUGACCACAGAGGAGUGCCAGGCAGCCCUGCAGAGCCACAGCUGGAGCGUGCAGAGGGCUGCCCAGUAUCUGAAGGUGGAGCAGCUCUUUGGGUUGGGUCUGCGGCCGCGAGGCGAGUGCCACAAAGUGCUAGAGAUGUUCGACUGGAACCUGGAGCAGGCCGGCUGCCACCUCCUGGGCUCCUGUGGCCCAGCCCACCACAAGCGCUGAGACAUCUGGAGAGCCGGAGGGUCUGCCCUGAAGGAAUCACUUGAGCCUGUCCAUCUGACAAGGGCAGGGAGAUGCUCUGCCCAGGCCUGGAGGACCUGCUGCCACCUGCUGCUCCCAGUGGCACAGUGAGGCCAAGGCAGCAGGAGCCUGGGAGCCCCGUCUUGCCUGUUCCUCCCUCACCCAGCGCUGGCCCUGCAACUUCGGUUUAGCCCUCAGUGCCCCCAGCCAAGGUGCAGGAAGGGGCCCCGAGAAGGCAGGCCUGAGGGUGGCCUCAGCAGGCCCUGUGGCUGACCUGCCUCUGGCUCCAGUCCCUGGCAAGGCCUGGGGCUGGAGUGUGUCCCCAGGCAGGGAGGGUGUGUUGGCUACACAGAAAGGUGGACCAGUACCUGGCAGGCCCUUCCCAGGGCUGGGCCCUUCUCCAUGGAGCCCCUGGUGGGCAGUUGGAGUGUCGGACAGAAUGUGACUUAUGGCCUCGCCAUGGAUGUGUUAUGGGACUUGGCUGGUCUUAGAAUCUUCUGCCUGGAAAUAGCCUGAGGUGGCUCAGGAAGCAGAGCAAGGGUGCCAGAUCAUUCUGUGGCAGGGACCAGGGCCCAAGGCCCCAGGGUUGGAAGGAGACCAAGAGGGUGGCUGCCCUGGAGGGACACCAGUGCUUCCUCUUUGACCCAGCUCUUCCCCUGUGCUGUUCCGUGUUUUCCCACCAGCCUCUGUUGCCAAAGUUGCUGCCCCAGCUAUGGAUACCUGCUUCUUCCAGAGAAAUAAAGUUAAUUUCUAUUUUAUGUUA